Messenger RNA from Staurois parvus, 727 nucleotides. The record is from the annotation of a GenBank genome assembly. Lineage: Eukaryota; Metazoa; Chordata; Amphibia; Anura; Ranidae.
UGUCCUUCCAUUCUAACCGCGCAUGCACGGCUCCGGGAGCGCUCAGCACGGCAAUCGGCAGUGCGCUGUGUCACAGUGGAUCACCAAUCAAUGGAAAGAGCCAAAGAUGUCGGCUCAGUCAUGUGAUCAGCUGUGUCCAAUCACAGCCAAUCGUGUCAGUGCCACCUGUCAGUGUUCAUCAGUGCCAGCUGUCGGUGCUCAUUCAUGCCACCUGCCAGUGCCACAUCAAUGCCACAUAUCAGUGCCUACCAGUGCACAUCAAUGCCCAUCUGAGCUGCCUUUCAGUGUCACCCAUCAGUGCCAGUCAGUGCCACCUAUCAAUGCCAGUCAGUGCCACCUAUCAGUGCUGCCAAUCAGUGCCGCCAGUCAGUGCCGCCUAUACGUGUGCAUCAGUACCACCUAACAGUGCCAGUCCGUGCCACCUAACAGUGCCAGUCAGUGCCGCCUAUCAGUGCCACCUAUCAGUGCCAUAUAUGAGUGCUGCCUUUCAGUGCCCAUCAGUGAUGCCUGUCAAUGCCCAUCAGUGCCACCUACCAGUGCCUCCCCAUCAGUGCCACCUAUCAGUGUCCAUCAGUGCAGCCUAUCAGUGCUCAUCACUGCAGCCUCAUUAGUGCACAUCAGUGAAGGAGAAAAAUCACUUAUUUACAAAAUUUUAUAACAAAAACUAAGAAAUAACUUUAUUUUUUCAAAAUUUUCAGUGGUUUUUGGUUUGUUUAAGAAAAAAUAA